CACCCACAACACGUGUUCCCUGAUCCUGUCAGUCAGAAUGUUCUCCUUGGGCAAUUUGAGACGUCCUUUGCUUCCAGUCAAUUUAAUAUUCUCAAGGACAAGAGCUGGAGUUCAAAUUCAAAACAAGACCCAACUGGAAAAAGAGUUUAAGCUAUAUCUUGAUUCUGCUACUAAAGAUGAUCAGCAGCUGGUUGAUUUCAUUAAAAGUUGUGCUACUUUACGGUUUGAGGUUCCAACCCAGAGGAUUAAACUUGCAGACGACAUGAUUCAAAGAAUAAAGAAGCAAAGUCUGGUUCCAUCAUUACAAGUUAAAAAUAGUUUGUUACAACUUUAUUUAAAAAAUCGUCACAAAUUUUCACCUUCGAAAUUCCUGCAGCAAAUGAAAGAGGAGAGUGUCAUUCCUAACAGUAGUACAUUGUACUUAUUGUUACAAGCUUACUGUCGCCAGGGAAACAUUGAAGGAGCCAAUGCUAUAUUAGAAGAGUUGAUUAAUAAUGGCCUUGAAAUAAACAAAGACAUUUAUGCUGCCCUCAUGAUGUGUAAUGCCAUUAAUGGUGACAUGGCUGGGGCUAAAGACAUUCUUGGGACAAUGAAACAAAAUGGACUCUCGCCAACACAAACUGCUUACUCAGCACUUUUAUCUGGUUAUGCUUAUCAUGGAGACUUUGAAUCCAUUAGACGAAUGAUUGAUGAUUUGAAAUCUGAGCAGUUUUAUGUCAGCCAUGAUAUGUACAUUGACAUGCUUGAUGCUUUGUCUCUUGGAGGAAAGUCGGACAGAAUGAGAGAACUAUUGGAUAUGGUCCAGAAUAAGUUGUUGAUGUACAAUGACUUGUUGAAUAAAAUGGAGCUAUUUGCAAGUCACGGUGAUCUUGUUGGUACUAGUGUCAUAAUGGAGACACUAGUGGAUAUAGACAGCUCAGUCCUAAUGCUAAGUGAUCCUUAUAAUGAAACUAACCUCCAUGCAAGAGGAGUCCGAUCAUUCAAACUACUGAUGCAUAGCCUUAGACCAGAUAAAUUGAAAUUAUCUGAUUUAUUUUCAUCCAUUCCAUUGUUUGAGAGAGCCGGAAUUUCCAAAGUAGCACUUUAUGAGAUGUUGCUAAAGGCUUCUAUUGACACGAGGAACUGGACUAACCUCAAGGCAGUGCUUGUUAAAAUGGCUGCAGAAGGUCUAUCAUUAAAAAAUAUAUACAUAUACCCAGCAAUGGCCUCUAGCCGUAUAUCGAAUGAUUUAAUAGAUUUAAAAGAAUGGAUUCAUUUCAUUAAACAGCACAACAUUCGAUUUGACGAGAUGAUGCUCUCUUUUUGUCAAAAAGCUCUCAAGGAAGACUUCAUUACAUUCUUUGAUUUGAUAUUUGAUAAAGGAUUUGUUGAUGAUCCAGCUCAACUCCAACUCAUUGUUAAGAUGCUGUGUAAUAAUGGAACUGUAUCUGACGUACAACACUUUACUAAAUUUCUAAAUGAUUAUAUUAAACCAGACUCACUCAAUGUACGUCAGUUGCUUCACACAGUUCGUCUCCAUUUCAAUGAGGGAAGGAAGAGUGAUCCAGCACUGGUGUCAACCCUGAUGAACGGAUUGUCUGUGUUGUGUACAACUCAAUAUCAUGAAGAAUUCCACGCUGCUACAGUUAGGCAUAUUGUACAAAAGAUUGUACUUCACAAGAACAUUUUUCGUAAAAACUAUUUGAAAACUUUUUUGAAUUUUGAUGACGAGAUUAUUGAUGAUAAGACAUUGCAUGAAGUUAUGAAAAAGUGCGGUGGUUUCAUAAAGUUUGAAAAUGUUAUUGGAUGUCUCAAGUCUCAUGAUAGUAUACCAGAAUGUGUUCAAUACGAGAUAAUUAAUAAACUUGGUCAUAAUGGGAGGUACCCCUCACUGGUCUUGUCUUCCUUCAAAGCAAUGAGGAGAAAUGGUUGCAGUGUCAGCAGUUCUGUGUACGAUGAUGUUAUAUUCACACUAGUCAGAAUAGGAGCUGUCUCACAGGCACUGAUACUCUAUGAUAAGAUGAGACUGAGGAUGGCAGAUCCUUUGUCAGUUGGUACUUACACUCGCUUCAUUGAGCUACUCUUGUCUGUAUCUCGUCACUCGACUGCUGAGAGUCUAAAGAGUGAGAUGGAGACGAACAAUGUUCCACUUAACAUUCACUUGGUCAAUAAUUUCAUUAAACUCUAUGGGAUGAAGGGAGACGUAGCAAAGGCUCAGGAACAGUUUAAGAUGUUAGAGACACUAAAGCUGAAGCCAACAGUAAGGACAUAUUACCAGUUGAUGGAGGGAUACUGUUACCAUGGAGAUGUUGCAGCUGUGAAGUCACUCCUUGAAGAGGCAAAGGGAACUAUCGGAAUAGACAACACACUGUUAGGGCAGGUUCUGAAGUCUUUCAUUGUUUCAGCCGAUUAUGAUGGAGCCGUCCUUUAUCUCUCAGAGUCCUUCAGUCCUGACUGCCAUGUCCAGAUGCGUCCUUGUCUGCUGCUAAUUGAUAAAUGUGAAGCUGCUAAGAGAAGAGACCUCACUCUAAAAAUACUGUCAUACUUAUCCUUCAUUGGGUGUAAUCAGUCUGGCAUUGACUUUACAUUCAUGCUUGCACUAUUAAUGACUGGUCAGUAUGAUGAAGCUGUUGAGUUUGUAACUGGCAAAGAAGAGUCCACCUUAAGACUAGCAACUUUGAACCAUUACACUGGGGGACUGUCUACUGAAGGAAAGGUAGCUCAUAUCAAAGCUGUUAUAAAACUAGCUCGUGAAUUGAAAAUGGAUACGACCCUAAUGAAUAAAUUACUGAUUCAAGCACUAGCUUCAAAGAGAGACAUUCUUGGUAUCCUCCAAGUGAAUGAAGAACUUGAAUCUGCAGGAAUAAAACCACACGUUUCAUUUUAUAAGUUAAAGGAUGAACUAAUACGACAAUAUGAAAGGGAGAAGAAACUGGAAGAAGUACUUCAGUCUUCAAAAUAUUAGGAAUAAACAUCGUCAGUGAUACAGUCCAUGAACUGUCUCUAGUGUUAGUAUAAUUGUUAAUAUAUUUAAAUUAUAAGAAUACCGUGCAACCAUUUUAAUGUA
Molecule: messenger RNA, 3046 nt
Organism: Amphimedon queenslandica
Lineage: Eukaryota; Metazoa; Porifera; Demospongiae; Haplosclerida; Niphatidae
Product: leucine-rich PPR motif-containing protein, mitochondrial-like
Exons: 24
Coding region: 38-2944 (968 amino acids)
Molecular function (GO): protein binding
Source: RefSeq, a predicted model, not a curated record